UCAGGGGCCUUGCGUGUGUCACCAGCGGUGGAAGGGAGGAGAACUGUUCUUCUCAGUGGGUUCCAGCAGACUGGGGCUCAGAGAACCAGCCUCUCCUGCUGUCUCCUGAGCCUGAUCCUUCUUGGCCAUCACCUCCCCCUGCCCUAUGGCGGCUCUCACGGACCUCUCCUUUAUGUACCGCUGGUUCAAGAACUGCAAUCUGGUCCGCAACCUCUCAGAGAAGUAUGUCUUCAUCACGGGCUGUGACUCGGGCUUCGGGAACCUGCUGGCCAGGCAGCUAGUCGAUCGGGGCAUGCGGGUGCUGGCUGCGUGCUUCACUGAGGAGGGGGCCCAGAAGCUUCAGCGGGAUACUUCCUACCGGCUGCAGACCACUCUAUUGGAUGUCACCAAGACGGAGAGCAUCCGGGCCGCCGCCCAGUGGGUGAAGGACCAAGUGGGCGAGCAAGGCCUCUGGGCCCUGGUGAACAACGCUGGUGUGGCCCUGCCCAGCGGUCCCAAUGAGUGGCUGACCAAGGAAGACUUUGUGAAAGUGAUCAACGUGAACCUGGUAGGACUGAUUGAAGUGACCCUCCACAUGCUGCCCAUGGUCAAGAAAGCCCGGGGCAGAGUUGUCAACAUGUCUAGCUCCGGUGGUCGUGUGGCUAUCAUCGGUGGUGGCUACUGUGUCUCCAAAUUUGGUGUCGAGGCCUUCUCUGACAGCAUCAGGCAUGAGCUCCACUACUUUGGGGUGAAAGUCAGCAUCAUCGAGCCAGGAAACUAUCGGACAUCCAUUCUGGGCAAGGAGGGCAUCGAGAAGCGCAUGCAAAAGCUGUGGGCGCGGCUACCGCAGGAGACCCGGGAUAGCUAUGGAGAGGAGUACUUCCGUGUCUAUACUGACAAGUUAAAAAACACGAUGCAGUUGGCAGAGCCAAGGAUCAGCGAAGUCACCAACAGCAUGGAGCAUGCCGUUAUUUCCCGGAGCCCCCGCGUCCGCUACAACCCUGGCCUGGAUGCCAAACUGCUCUACAUCCCUUUGGCUAAGUUUCCCACCCCUGUGACAGAUUUCAUCCUGAGCCGGUACCUUCCAAGGCCAGCAGACAGUGUCUGAGCUGGGGAAGCCCAAGGGUGGUCAGCGGAAUGCAGAGGAGAGGGGUGGGAGAAGGGACUAUGGGGUCCCAAAGGGGGUAUCAGAUGUUCUGGGGGGACACUAUGCUUAGCCGACACCCACUGCUGGGAAAUUUAUGGAUAACUUCUAACAGAGGAUAAGUGCCUCUUCCUACUCGCCGGGGCCCCACAGAAACCUGAAGUGGCCUUUGCAUGUUCAAAGACUUGCAGCGUGGCCCUAAGAACAGAUGUCCCCCAGUCAGCAUAUGGCCUUUCCUGGACCUGGGAAAACCAAGGAGAGGAAAACCAGCUCCUGCUGAAUCGUGAGCCUCCCUGAGUGAUCACCGCCGCUGGGAAAUAUUGUGGGAUAAUCCAGCCCACAGGAGAAUCUCAACCACUUUCCUGCUGGGCCUCUAAAUAUGCAUUAACCUCAUUCACAUAACCCAUUAUUCAAAGUACACAGUAGGGCAGACAGGGAGUGCAAAAGUAUAUCAGGCAAAAGUUUGUAAUAUUUUCUCUCUCUUUAGAUUUCUCUAUCCAUAUGUGAUUGGGAUCCACAGGAAAUAAUAAGCAUUUAUUUAAUCACCAUUGAUUAAUUCUUCAAAUAUUUAUUGAGUGCCUACUACAUACCAGGCAUUGUGUAGGUGCUGGAAGGAUGUAAAGAUGACUAACUCAUCUUUUUAUUGUUUAUUUUGUGUUUUUGGUUUUUAGCACAGUGUCUACUACCAGGGAUAGGACAAACAGUAAUAGAAGAAACAGAAAUCAGAAAAUCACAGUUUUAGAGCUGUGAGGAACCCUAGAGUUCAUCUAAUUCAGUAGUUCUCAAACUUAGUUGUACAUCAUAAUCACCUGGUUAAUUAAAAAUACGGAUUCCUGGGCCUCAAUGUUAGAAAAUCUGAUUCAGUAGGCUUGGGAUGGGGCCCAGAAAUCUGUGUCUGUAACAAGAAGCUAGAUUAUUCUGAUAUACCUGGGCACUUGGGAGUCACUGAUAGUUCCAUAGAAGUAACUAAUGCUCAGUGGAGGAAGUGACCUACCUAAAGCCCCCCAUCUUGGUGGCCAAGACAAAACUCAGGUGUCCGGGUUCCCAGACUAGGGUUUUAGCUAUAAGAGAAUACAUUUCUGAAAUUAGUAAAUAUUGUCAGAUAAGUCAUUGAACUAAAUUAAAAAAGAAAGCCUUAGACUUCUGAGUCAUAUGAGCUUCUAUUGAAAAGACUUUUUUGAUCUUGAGAAAUAGUCAUGUAAUAAAGGUCAAACGUGAGAUUUUUUAAGAAAAAAAUGUCUUUAAUUUGUUUCUUCAACAUCUGGCUGAAGUUGAAAAUAAUAAAAUGUAACUAAUUACAUCCGCAACAGAUCAUGUUUCCAAACAAGGUAACGUUCACAGUUUCCAGGAAUUAGGGUGUGGACAUAUCUUUUGGGGGCCACCAGACAAUCUGCUGAGUCUGUUAUGUGCAACACUUCUAUUUCUGGCACCAAAUUCUAUACCAGGUGGGAUGCAUUGAGCAGCAAGUAACAGAAAAGCCAACUCACAUUGAUUUAAACAAUAGAGAAAGAAUUAGAGCAGGACCCUGUAGGUGAAUGAUGGCACCAAGGAUGCAGGUUCCUUCUCCUUCUUUGCUCUGCCAUCCAUAGUUUUGGUUUUAUCCUAAAUCCGAUUAUCUUUAUUGUUGUGGUAUGACUGCCAGUGGCAAUGGGAACUCUGUGCUUCCUUGCUUGCAGUUUAUAGAAGAAAGAGCCUGUCUUCCAUGGCAUUAAAGAUUGAGGAAAUUUCUUCCCCAGAGCCCUUGCCAAGGCUCUCUUUGAGUCUCAAUGACUCACAUUGGCUUAGGUUUGUCCAUCCCCGAACCAAUCACUCACAAGGGGGCAAAUUGCCAUGAACUGUUUCACUUAACCAUGGAACAGGAUGGAAACACUGGGGAAUCAGUCGCAGUGCCUACUGCCCUGGAAAAUUCAAAACUCAGACUCUGCUAUUGAGAGGGUUGAAUCUAGGUCAAAAAUAAAUUUUCUCUGUUGGAGACACAAAAAUUUACCAGAAGGAGACUAUGGCUAGGUAAUAUUUUGAGGUAUUUAUCUACACAUUUUCGUUGCUCCUUGGUUUCUUAUCUCCCUUUUCCCCACUCAAGUAGGGAGCCAGGGCAGUGCUCCUUUACCUGCAGGGAGAUAUUUGACAGAAUAGAACAAGCACAUUUCCUGCACUUUGUCCAGCGUUAGUUUCCCCCAACCUUAAUACCUUUAGAAGAAUUACAGGAUUUGGGAAAAGAAGACAAAGGAAUGUGACUUGUGGGCACCCACAACGUCUCAGACUAGCAGGGCCUUUCUCCUAAGACAAGGAGAUUCACUCUGGCUGAGGAGAGAAGUGGGUGAGGUUUGGAACUCCCAGAGCAGGAGGGACCGGGCUUCACUUUCUGGAAGUACAUUGGGGAGAUGGCAAGAUUCAAGAGAGUCACAGCUGCAUCGUGUGUUUAGGCUGAUGAGACCCUGGGUGACCUCACUGAAGAUUCAUGUGUCCCACCACGGCAGGAAGGCAGGAGAGAUUCACCAGAUAGAAAGGGCACGUAGACUGGGACAGCAGACGUUUAAGAAAUAAGCUGUGCAGGUAGAAUACCUAAUUUUUUGCUCUGAGGGCUAUCCCGCCACCCCAUCAUUAAUAGUUGAGGUAUUUUUUGAGGACUAAGAUUCUUAUCCGCUCCAAUAUUACAUUUCAGUUUAUUUCAUAUUAGGAUCAUAACUUUUCCUGUAUAGCUUUUUUAUUUUCCUAGAGUUUGAAUUGCCUUUCCUUUUCUUAUUCACUCAUUCAGCCUCUUUGUCAA
Messenger RNA from Equus quagga, 3890 nucleotides. RefSeq names its product short chain dehydrogenase/reductase family 9C member 7 (gene SDR9C7). Lineage: Eukaryota; Metazoa; Chordata; Mammalia; Perissodactyla; Equidae. The record is from RefSeq and is a predicted model, not a curated record. The transcript has 4 exons. Bases 146 to 1087 code for a protein of 313 amino acids. Gene Ontology annotation, molecular function: oxidoreductase activity.